CACUCGCCUCAGAGUAGUGGAAACAGUGGGCUGCUUUGAUUCAUGCUGCUGUGGAGCCUCAUUUGGGGAUUUUGGGAACAAUUAAUGCGGCUGGAACAGAGCGUAUGAAGGAUGAGAAGAUGAAUGCGGAGGCUCUAAGCAGGGCAGAGCUGCUGACUCUCCUCAGUAUCUUGGAGGGUGAGCUGGAGGCCCAGGAUGUGGUGAUACAUGCACUCAGGGCUGAGCACAGAGAUUCCUUCGUCCAGGAGCGAUACGGCCAGUAUGACCUCAGCGAUCCGUUCCUUGCCCUGCAGCGGGACAGCGAGUCCGAGGAUCGUCAAAACACAAUCUCCCAGACUCACACACACCUGCAGGGCCGCGCCGUGGGCCCAAACCCGCUGGCUGUGCUUAAACUGGUCAUGGCUCACUGCAAGAGGAUGCAGGAGAGGAUGAUGGGACAGUUGGCUGCUGCUGAGAGCAGACACAGGAGGAUGAUUGCUGAUCUGGAGGAGGAGAAAAGACGACAUGCUCUGGACUCUGCACACAGCGAUGACUUCACCUUCAUGCUUCAGACAGAAAGAGACAAGCUGCUGCAACAGUUGGAAGCGGAGCGUGCAACAGUGAGGAGGUUGGAGAAAGAGCAAGCACAGGCAGUGAGCCAGACGGAGGAGUCACUCUCCCAGCAGCAGCAGCUCUCCUCCUCCCUCACCCUGGAGCUCCAGACGACCAAAAGCCAGGCUCAGGAGGAGGCCCAGAAGGUUGCACAGCUUCACACCUUGCUCCAAGAAGAGACCAGCGCCCUGGAGAAGCUCCAGGGGGUUCUUGAAGAAGAGAGGUGUCGAGCGACCCAGCUAGAGGCCAGGUCUGAGAGGCAGCUGGAUGAGUUUGACACAGAACGAGAGCAGAUGAAGGCAAGGAUCAUCAAAGAGGAGGAAAGGAGCAGGGAGCUUGAGAAGCAGCUGGAGGGGCUGAGAAAGAGGUUGGCUGAGACUGGAGGAUGUAAGGAAGAGUUAAAGGAGGUUGUGGAAGAGGUGAAAGAGUCAGUUUCCAAGGUAAUGGCAGUGUCUACUUCUGUUCAGACCGAGCCAGAUGGAAAGAUAGCUCCUAAAUCUACAUCAGUGUCAAAGGUCAAUGGCUAUCAUCUGCAUAGAGAGACAGAGCCAGCACAGGAGGGCAGAGGGGCAGAAAAUGGAGCAGUUUUAGAGAAUGGGGGAGGAGUGCAUUCACAUUCCCCUCUUCACCAUCACCCUCAUCCUCCCUCUCCCUCCAGCACAGCGUCCUCUUCCCUCUCCUCUUCCCCUAUCUCCUCCCCUGUCCUUGCCAAGCGUCUGGGCAGCCCCGGCUUCCAUCAAUCCUCCUACCAGGCCGGAGUCAACCAGCGUUUCCAUGCCGCCAGACACAAGUUCCAAAGCCAAUCGGAGCUGGAGCAGCAGCUGCACGGUGGCCCCCUCUCCCCUAGGGACCUCUCCCCCACCACCACCAGCGCCGCCUCUGCCUCUUCAUCCAUCCUGCCCCCAGCAGAGCACAGCACAGCCAAGCAGCUGGCCCGCAACACUGUCACUCAGGUGCUGUCCCGCUUUACCAGCCAGCAGGCGGGCGUUAAACUGGCCCCCAUCAGCAGCUCUCCAUUUGGCACAGACUACCGUAAUGUAGCAACUCCUCCAGGAGGAAGGUCACCGUCUUCGGGGCCUUUAUCUCCAGGCAUCCGAUCCCCUCUCACUCCUCGCUCUGAGAAAACCCAUCCUCCUCCGAUCCCGCCCAAAAAGCCAGGUAUGAGUCCCACUCCAGGAUCUCCGAGUCACUCCUCUCGGACCAGCCUCUUCCCAGAACUGACGGGGAACUGUGGACACAGCAACGCCGGGCAGGAGGGAAACAAGGAGCCGGACCUGCUUUUAUCUUCUAGCAGCUAACAGCCAGAUCAUACGCACUAACUCCUAAGAUGUGUCCGGCUUCAAUCAACAGUUACUGUUAUAUUCAUCUGUACCAGCCUUCAAAGCCACUUCAUAAGGCUUAGCAUCAGUAGUCUGCACUUCAAAGCUGGAAGGGUUCAAAGCAGUGCAACUAAGAGUUUGUUGCACCCCAGCUUUACUGCAAAAGAUAAUUGGAAAUAUUUAAAACAACAUAAAUUAAAUUACAGUUAUUCAAAAUAUGGUUAAAUAUGCCUCUAACAUUCCUGUUUUUAUUACUUUUGUAUGAAUUCUUUUAUAAAUUUGAGGUUUUAGAAAGAAAAUAUUUAUGUUACUUUGUACUUAACACUGUAUUAAGGACAGUAGAAAACAGGCUAAGCUUGAUGCAAGAGGCGGUAUUGUUAUUUUCCAAAUGUGUGUUUGAACUAUGAAAUAAGACUUGAGAUAGAAACACUGACUGUAUAUUGAUAUGGACAGCACGCCUCUAUCUCCUCCUAAUGUAAGAUGCAAGUCAAAAUACUAGUGAUGGGCAAAUGAAGCUUCGUGAACCACUAGUUGUAUUUUUUGACUCCUCUAGAUGGCACUCUGGGUUUAAAAAUAAAGGCUCAAUGAAUGGCAAUUCAGUGUGCUUUGAACCCUUUGUUGAACAGAGAGCGCCAUCUAGAGGGCUCAACAAACACAUGAAAAGGUUCAUGAUGCUUCAUUAGCCCAUCACUACAAAACACCACCUCAGUUGGCACCGACAUAAUGCGCUAGUGGAGCUGCGGGACUAAUAUGGCCAACCAAUACAUACAUUUAACUUAUGGAUAAAAUGUGGAGCGUUCCUCAGGUUGGUACAGUCCAUUGCAGGACAGGUUGUGUUGGUUUGAAGUGGACACUCACUGUUAUGUAAAGUUCAAUAACUCUUUUAUCAGUGUUUGUAUGUUCUUCAGCCUCUUCCUCAACUACUCUGCUGAUUUGUUAAAGAAAGAGCCUGCUUUUGUAAACAGAGCUGUUAGUCAAUAUUUUUUUUGACUCUUGCACAUAAAUUAGUAUGAUAGGAAGUAAAUAUAACGACAGAAAGCCUGUCUGAGAACAAUUAAUUUGACCCGUCUUUUAAUUUUCAAGCUUGACCCAUGCUCCAUAUGAUAUAGUGGAGGAGGCAGGGUUUAAAGCUGGGGUUGGUAGUCAGAUUUAGAUACACUUUUUGUUAUACUGGUUAAAAUGAUCUUUUUGUCCUGAUGGCAAUCAAUACAUAAUGUGUUCUUAAAAAAGAGCGGGAAAAAAAGGUGCUAUCUACAGGCAGAGUAAACCUGGGAAAACACCAACCAAUCCCUGCCAUCAGUAUCCAAUUUAUGAAACCAAUCAAAUCCUGUCCUGCCGUUCUGCCCGCCUCCUGCGCAUACAUUUAAUGUUUGUUUGUGUUUUUAACUUUAACUAUGAUAAUGUUUUGGUGUUUCCUUACUGCUGAGUGAGACAUGAGUUGACGUAGUGCAAAACACAAACGGUGUGCUGAGGACCGGUUUUGAAUCAGUCACGAUCAUAUGGUCGCGAAGCAGCGGCGCUCGUGCAUGUGAGCGGGGGCGUCGUCUUGGAGGAGCUCCGAGGGGAGGUGGGGAGGGGUUAGACGGAGUGCUGAGGAAAUGCUACAUUCAAAUUCAUGCUAGUUUUCCGUGACUACCAACCCUAGCUUUAAGACCUGUCAGUCACUGGAGGGAGCAGCAGAGGUUUUGGCUUCACUUGAGAUAGCUGUUGUUCUGUCCAUAGUUUUAUACAGUGCUGAAAGCUGAAGAUCAAGUUGAAGGGCAAACAAAUAUGAAAGUAAAGCAAAUAUGUAGCUUUCAUCAUUUCACAAAACAUAGUGGGUUGUCUUUAAAUGUUUUCCACUUUUUCCAAAAACAUCUUAUUGAGAUGGACAACAAUAUUAUACUGUAAAUAGUUUAUACGGAAUUAGAAGUCGCUUCUCUAUGAAUGAAUGACACGUGCAUGUGCUGUUUUUUACUAUCUUUGUCAAGAAAACACUGAAUCUUUUCUUAAAAAGGGACACUUUAUACUACUAUACUGUAAGACGCUAUACUGUAUAUCUACAAUUUGUUACUUUUGUUCAGGGAAAGUUCAUUCCUGCUUCACCCAAAACUUGAGGGUCAAUGUGACCCUUUGGGAUAUUCCAUCAGUGAACAUAAACAGGGACUAAAGGUGUUAAUCUGCUACUGUAGCUGUUGUCUCAAUAGUGUUUAAUCAUUUUAAUUUGUUUGUUCUUUUGGCUUUAAAAAAAAGACUUGAUUUAAGUUUAUUUUAGCCGAUUUAUAUCUGUAGAUUCAUACACUGUCUGUGAGGGGCAAUGUCCCUCAGCUGUCUCUAGUAAAUAUGCAUAUCAUGAACCCCUGCACCGCGUAGUGCUGUUUCAAAUAAAUUGCCCAUGCCUUAAA
Messenger RNA from Notolabrus celidotus (New Zealand spotty), 4294 nucleotides. RefSeq names its product CTTNBP2 N-terminal-like protein. The transcript has 5 exons. NCBI's taxonomy places the organism in Eukaryota, Metazoa, Chordata, Actinopteri, Labriformes, Labridae. The coding region runs from base 105 to 1889 and encodes 594 amino acids. The record is from RefSeq and is a predicted model, not a curated record.